Molecule: messenger RNA, 2973 nt
Organism: Alosa alosa (allis shad)
Lineage: Eukaryota; Metazoa; Chordata; Actinopteri; Clupeiformes; Clupeidae
Product: solute carrier family 2, facilitated glucose transporter member 11-like
Exons: 1
Coding region: 287-1837 (516 amino acids)
Biological process (GO): monosaccharide transmembrane transport
Cellular component (GO): membrane
Molecular function (GO): hexose transmembrane transporter activity
Source: RefSeq, a predicted model, not a curated record
AGAAACCUGACAGAAACUCACAAUCAAUGGAAGUGACCGGGGUGAAUCGUCCUGAGGUAGCCUAACCUACAAUACCAUCUGUUGUAGCACAGGGACAAUUAUUUAUUGAACGUUGGUUUAAUGAUUGAUACGUGUCGAAGCAAAGUAACUUUAAUCGGGAAUUAAUUUAACCUUUAGAGACGUUUAGGUUCGUUAUGCUAAUUUAAGGCUACAAGAAUAGACGCCGUGAGAACUGAGACUGGGUGCUAGGUCCAUAGACAUAGGAAGACUCACACAAUGUCUUUCUAUGGCAUAUAGGACAAUGAAAGGGAUAGUGACUCUAGCACUGACUGUGUUCUGUACUGCGAUUGGUGGUACUUUGCAGUAUGGCUACAAUCUUUCCAUCAUCAAUGCUCCCACAGCACACAUUCAGAGAUUCAUCAAUGACACUUGCUGGGAGCGCUGGUUUGUCUCACUUGAGCAAAGUCAUGUGACUCUGAUAUGGACAGUCAUUGUGUCUACCUAUUCCCUUGGGGGUCUAGUCGGAGCGUUACUUGCAGGACCCAUGGCGGUCCGGUUCGGUCGUAAAGGUGCUCUGCUGCUGAAUAAUGUAUUUUUGUUCUCAAGCGCUCUGUUCGCGCUGACCAGCCGUGCUGCUCGUUCCUUUGAGAUGAUCAUACUGGCUCGGCUGCUAGUGGGCAUCAACGCUGGUGUGAGCAUGAACGUUCAGCCCAUGUACUUUGGCGAGAGCGCGCCCAAGAAUCUGCGCGGAGCGGUCACCUUCUCCUCUGCUGUCUUCACUGCAUUUGGCAUCAUGCUCGGACAGGUGAUGGGCCUGACCGAGGUACUCGGGUCAGAGCCCUGCUGGCCUUACCUGCUGGCCAGCAAUGCGCUACCUGGGCUGUUCCAACUCCUCACUCUGCCCUGGUUCCCAGAAAGCCCGCGGUACCUGCUCAUCGACAGGGGAGAUAGAGAGGCCUGUAGCCAGGCGCUGAAGAGGUUCCGGGGCUGUGCUGUCUCCGGGGAGGAGAUGGAGGAGAUGCUCCAGGAGAAAGAGCUGGCCACUGGGGCUAAGGCUCGCUCCCUGUGGAACCUGCUGUCCGACCGGAACCUGCGGCCACAGCUCCGAAUCGUCAUGGCCGCCAGCAGCGGCAUGAUGCUUUGCGGCAACGACGCCAUCUACUUCUACGCCUCCUCCAUCUUCCAGGAGGCCGGCAUUCCCGCAGGUAGAAUCCAGUACGUGGCGAUUGGCACGGGCGCCUGUGAGCUGACCGCUGCUAUUGUGUGCAACCUCCUCAUAGAGCGGGCGGGCCGACGACGGCUCCUUAUGGGCGGCUACGCGCUGAUGUCGUGUUGGGCAGUGGUCUUCACUGCGGCCCUCUGCCUGAAGGGCACCGUGCCGGGCAUGCCGUACCUGAGCAUGGUGUGCAUCUUCGCCUACAUCCUCAGCUUCGGCAUGGGCCCCGCUGGGGUGACCGGCGUGCUGCCCACUGAGCUCUUCGACCAGCUGGCACGGCCCUCGGCCUACAUGGUGGCCGGCUCGCUGAUGUGGCUCAACCUCUUCAUAGUGGGCACGGCCUUCCCGUUCAUCGUGAGCAGCCUCGGGCAGCUCUGCUUCCUGCCCUUCUGUGGUGUCUGCGUGUCGACCUGUGCUUUCAUGGGCUGGAACCUUCCGGAGACUAAGGGGAGGUCUCUGGCCGAGAUCACCGCCGAUUUUGAUAAGCGUGACCAGAGAAAAGAUGAGGGGACAAAGGUUAAAGGUGAACCAGGCCAGUCAAAUCAAGAAGAGGCUCAUGAACUAAGUGCGAGGUCAGAGGAGGAGCCAGUGGACGUUAAUCAUGUACUGUGUGAGGGUUGACUCCCUCUUGGUAUCCUGUUGUGUGUUCAUUAAGGCAAUCAUUUGCUAAAGUCCUUACCCUGAAUGGCUAUCUUUAUGCAAAGAGGAAUAAUUGCUGGCUGCCUGAAUUGUUCUUUAAAGUUCAAGAUAUUAUUAUUUAAGUAAAGCUUGUUUUUAAUUAUAUUCAUUGAUGUAUUUAUUAAUGGGGAUAUAUGCUACCUCAGGUGGUUGGAUUUUGUACUGUGUUUAUUUUAAAUGUUUUUUUGUUGGCCUAUAAUUAAUUAUUCAACUCUUUUAUGCGCAUCUCAAAUGCAUUUCUGAAUUACCAGUAUUUUUUUAAUUGUUUUUAAUUGUAUUUUCUCAAAGUAAAUAUAUUAUUUAAUUCAAUAUGUAUACCGAUUGUAUAAUUCCUGCAUGUAAUAGCCAAAUAAGUACUGUGUUUCUCACAGUAAUGUGAGAAGUCACUGUGAGUCUGCUGAAUCCAUGAAUGCUGCCUGAUGCUGUGCCUUAACACCAAAGGGAUUUUACUUGAAUGCAAAGUCUAUAAAGACUGAGGGAAACUAUAGGCAGCUUGUGGCACUAUUGUACUAUAUUAGGCUGAAUACCAAUUAAAGGAAUACUGUAUAUGGCACUAUUAGACUGAAUACCAAAUUAAAGGUAUACAGUAGGCCUAUAUUGCACUUGCUAUGACAUUUGUUAAUGCACUGUACAUUUGUUGUUGUUGAAAGAGAAAAUUAAGUUUCGUUCAUCUGUUGACCUCAUACAACAAACAGCUUUGCCCUCAAAAUGCUAAGAGAGCAGUGUUGAGGCAAGAUGAAUGUGAGGGUAUCUGUUGUAAUCGUGGAGCCAUUGUGUGAUGUUGACGAGGUCUGUAUUAGCAAGGACAUUUAAAUAAAUGGCCUCUAAUUUAAAUGGCAGCAAAGUGCAAAGUCCAUCAAUAAGCCAAGGUCUCAUGCAUGAACUAUAGAUAUUUUAUGGCAUGUGAGAGCACUAAGCUGUUUCAUCAUUGUUUGCACCUGGUGUUACAUUAACAAACUGGAGAGGAGCUGCGGUAGCCUAGAAAUCUAGACGUGCCCCUAGCGGCCGCAAAUUACAUUUGCUGCCAGGGCGAGUUUAGCAACUCUCCGUUGGCUUGUGAGCUCCAGAAAUCGAAACUU